Ceraceosorus bombacis is the source of this 2064-nucleotide messenger RNA. NCBI's taxonomy places the organism in Eukaryota, Fungi, Basidiomycota, Exobasidiomycetes, Ceraceosorales, Ceraceosoraceae. The record is from the annotation of a GenBank genome assembly.
AUGCUGCUCCAACCGCCCGAGAUCAAGACCAAGCGUGCAAAAGGCGAGCUUGAGGGCAAGGUGGAUGACGACAAUGUGGAGAAGAAAGAGCGGAGAAGAGUAAAGUCGAAUGGCAUCGAAGUGGGAAAGGUCAUGAUCGGAUCGGAUGCGUCGAGUGUGCUUGAAUGCUCCGAAACCUCUGAGGCUCUCUCGACCGCUCGGCCUCGGAAGAAGGCUAAACGCUCGACGAAGCAAGCUUUCGACACCGAGCUGCUCGAUAAGACGCAGCAAGAGCAGCAUCGGCAGCUUGAGCGGCAUCUCGAGCGCCAUGACGUCAGCCAGGUGCACGAAGCAGCGAUCGAGUGGAUGCACCAAGCUCCAGAAGCCUGGGCCAUCAAUGUCGACACCUUUGCGCUCGCAGUGCCCAUUUUCCCGCCCAAAGCUCACACCUUUAUCAGCCAAGGCGGAUAUGCUAGAGGACUCAGACUCGGCUUUCAUCGCGACUUGACCGUUUUGCAUGCUUGGAGCGUCGACGAGCAAAGCAUCGUGCUGCAGUAUCGCUUCCCACCGCCUUCGGCCCGUCAAGCUUGUUGGUCGGACAAGGCGCCUGUGAAGCAAAAGUUGCAAGGACUCGCACGACCGCUCGCGCUAAUUCAGUCGUACGAGCAAGGAUCGCAGGUCUGUCUUUUUCUUCAGAAAAUAAAAAGCGCAUCUUCAGCAUCCUCAUCCCAGCUCAGCCUUCCGACAUCAGACGGGGAGAAAUUUCUGCAAACGCUUUUGCCCGACGGUGUCGAUGUGGUCCUGCUUGGCAGAUUCUCGAUCACGGGUUGCCACCUUGUGGAGCAGCAGACUCAAGGUGAGGCGUGGCAUCUGCGCCUCACCUUCAAAUGGAGCAAGAGCCAGGGCGAGCCGUGGUUCCAUGCCUCAAUGACGCCAAGAGAACACAACGCCAGUUUGGAGGGAAAAGACAGCAAUUGGACUCGAUCAGCAUCUGACCAACGUUUCGACAGGUGCAGCUUGUACCCUCCCUUGUACGUAAUGCCGCCGACGCACAGCCCAAGCGGCUUUUCGGGAAGUCCAGUCCCUACGCUCUGCUCUUCGAUCAUCUGUCCAGCGUGCGGAUGCGCGACUCCUCGACUUCACUGGACAGGCUGGACGUGUCCCAAUUGCAAGCGCGACUAUUCCGCCCCUGCGCUGAUGGUGAAGCGAGAUGUGUACAUGGGGCGCCUUCGACUGAGAUAUCAAGGUCCGCGUAUGGAUAAUGGGCAUUGCACUGUGGAUCUUCAAGCGGAAAUAAAGCACGCUGCAACAGUCUGGUCCGACGGCAUCAAAUCCGUCACCUACGCCAGCAGACCCACUCGGCCCACGACUGCAAACGGUGCAAGCAAGCUGCUGGGCCGUACUCACACUGCAGCAGCAGCAGCAGCGCCUUUGAUGCAUCAUUUUUUGGCCAGCGGAACGUGGCUGGAUCGAGCAGACGAUCUGCUACAAAGGUUGAUUGCGCGCGACAUGCCUUACGAACGCGGAUCAAGCUCUUCUCGACAGACUGCCAAUCUUUACGUUUCGCGCAUAUGCGGCGUGAAAGCGGAUUGCCAGCAGUCGCCUCAGCAAGGACUGUACACGUCCAAACUUUUGGACUUGCAACGGGCGCCCGAAGUUUUUCUGGAUGUGGCGCAGUAUGCCGACGAUGCGACCAGACGCUUCGCAGAGAGACCCAGGAAUGCGAUCAAUGAUGCGACGGUUUGUGUGGGGGUCAAGAUGGACUUGCAGCCGCUCGAUCAUGCUGACUUGCAUGGCUGGCUACAACUGGUGCAUUUCGGUAGCGAUGCGCACAUCACCCUAUCCCGCAAACCUGACGUCCUCAGCACUCAGACUAGCUCGACCAGCAACCCUGCCCAGCGCGCACGUGGCGCGUCGAGCCCUCGGCCCCGGUCUCGAGUGAUCGCCACUUGGCAAUUGGACCAUGGAGAUGUGCUCUUUGUCCAGGAUUGCAAGAGCCUCGGUCAAGAGUACGAGCUGAGAUUUCACGGCAAAGUGGGACUGUCCAUCUUGGCUUUGUGCAGAUACCUUGCUCCUUCUCCAUGA